AUGUACCUUUCGUUUUGACUCGUGUGAGCUGUUUGAGAUUCCAGAACGAACUAGAACUAAUGAUUCUCCCAACGGUUCUUGUUCUUGCGGGAGUGUCAACAAGAGUGCUUGGUAAAGUGGCACCGGCUUUGGCUAAGAAUUGUUCUGCUUUAAGAUAUUAUUCAAAACCCAUGGAGUCACUUAAAAUGUUUCAGAAACACGGUGUGGUGCCUGAUGUUAUCAGUACUGCACCGAAAGCUGUCGCUGAAAUUAAAUAUAAUGAGCAUGUUGUUGAUUUAGGAAAUGAAUUGACACCAACUCAGGUAAAAGAUCCCCCUACUCAUAUUCAAUGGCCAACGAAAAAAGGAGCCUUGUAUACCUUGUGUAUGACGGAUCCUGAUGCACCUAGCCGUAAAGAUCCAAAGUAUCGUGAAUGGCACCAUUGGUUAGUUGUGAACAUUCCUGAAACCAAUAUCUCGGAGGGUACUGUUAUGUCUGAGUAUGUUGGCUCAGGACCUCCUGAAGGUACAGGUUUGCAUCGCUAUGUAUUUUUGAUGUACGAGCAGCCAGAGAAAUUGAAUUGUGACGAAAAGAAGUUAACUAAUAGAUCCGGGGAUCACCGUGGUAAUUUCAAGAUCGCUAACUUCGCUAAGAAAUACAAUCUGGGAGAUCCUGUUGCUGGAAAUUUUUACCAGGCUCAGUGGGAUGACUAUGUUCCUAAACUGUAUGAGCAAUUGUCAGGCUAGACAAUGUCUACACUUAAAAUUAAUUUUGAUUCUUUAUGAAGAAUUGAUAAUAAUUUCUGUGAAAAAUAUACGUACAAGUUAUAUGAUGACUGAUUAAUGUAACUGAUUAUUAAAUACCUUUCCAAUAAAGUAAUUUUUUUGAA
Molecule: messenger RNA, 868 nt
Organism: Argiope bruennichi
Lineage: Eukaryota; Metazoa; Arthropoda; Arachnida; Araneae; Araneidae
Product: protein D1-like
Exons: 1
Coding region: 60-725 (221 amino acids)
Source: RefSeq, a predicted model, not a curated record